Messenger RNA from Closterium sp. Yama58-4, 6528 nucleotides. The record is from the annotation of a GenBank genome assembly. Lineage: Eukaryota; Viridiplantae; Streptophyta; Zygnematophyceae; Desmidiales; Closteriaceae.
AUGUUUAAAGGUCUAAGAACGCAGAGAACCAAAGAGAAGUUCGAGUUUCGGUUCCGCUUCCAUGCCACCAGGGUGCCCCUCACGGGGUUCGAGCAGCUCGUCGUGUCGCUCGUACCCACCGACACCAACCGCUCCGACGUGCACACGGAUUCAGCUACCGUGCGUAACGGAAUCUGUCGGUGGACUGAAACGGUGACGGAAGUCGUCAAGUUCACGCGCAACCCCAAAACGAAAACGUUCGAGGCCAAGGCGUAUCGGUUCGUGGUGUCCUCGGCGGCGGGCGCGGUGCUGGGGGAGGCGUCGCUGAACCUGACGGAGUUCAUCGGGUAUUCGCAGCUCGACCAGCGCGCGCUGCCGCUGCGAUCAUGCCCCUCCGGCUCCGUGCUCCAUGUCACGGUGCAAUGCUUCCCCAUGGAUCCCAGGGACGGCGACGACUCCGCCGACAGCGUCGCCGACACCCAUGCGACGCCUGCGACAGCGGCCGCUGGCGCCACCACAGCAGCAGGGGGAGUUGGGGGGGAGGGGAGGAAGAAGCGGUCGGGGGAGAAGGAAGGAAGCGCGCCGGUUGCUUCUUCCGCCAGUGCCGCUGCGGCCGCGACUAGCGGAAGCGGUGAUGGCCCCCCAGCAGUUAAUAAGUCCAGUGCGGAAGAUGCUCCGGCAGUCGCGGUAGGAAGGGGUGGCGCUGUGUCAGCACUGGCGGUGGCGUCCGCGAUUGGCGGCGGAGGAGGCGCAGAUGGUAGUGGCGGCGUGGUGAUGCUGAGAAGCACGGCGCACGGGGAGCAACGCAGGGAGGAGAGCGGGGAGAAGCGGAGAGAGCAGCAGGGGUGGGGCUGGGAGAGGAGCCAGGAGCAUAAGCGAGUGGGGCAGGAGCAGACGAGCAAGGAGCACGCGAAGCAGCAGCAGCAGCAACAGCAGCAGCAGGAGCAGCAGCAGGGGCAGCAGCGAGGGGAUGGUGGUCAUCACAGCGGCGGCAGCAAGGCGCAGUCGAGUUUCAUGUACCGCUUUGGCAACGCGGCGGCGGGCGCGAGAGGGGAGUCAAAAAGCUUCAAGGCACAGCCAGCAGCAGCGGGAAGCGAGCGGGCAGGGCUAGCGUCAGUGCUGCCGGCAGCAGGGGAAUUCGAGGAGGAACAGACGAACGUGACGUGCACCACGGGCGGCGGGGCCUCGGGCCCCACGUCCAUGCUCAUGGCCGCCAUGCUCUUCCGCCGCUCCUCCUCCUCCGCCUCCGCCUCCUCCGCCAGUCACGCCCUCCACGGCCUCGCCAGCAGCGGCGGAAGCGGCGGGUCGUUGUCGGGCCGGCGCGCUGCCGUGUCGCCUGGAAGGUCCCGCGGCCUGGCGUCCCCCGCCGCUCACGCUGGAGGAGCGGCGGGAGCGGCAGGAGCGGAGGAGGCGUUUCGGAAGCAGAGCGCGCAGGACUGGCGCAGGGACGUGGCGAGCGGACCCAUGGAGGUGGGCGGAGGCGGGCGGUUCAUUCCGGGCGCGGGGUGGCUGUGGGCUAAAGCAGGCGGUGAUGGCAAGGACAAGCAGAGGGAGCCGCAGCCUGGCGCGUUCUCAGAGGGGGACGGCUUCCCCGGUGGCGGCCCGGGCGCGUUCCCCGCGGGGUACCCGCCUGGGGCGGCGGGGGAUGCGCUGGGCGGAGGCGCGGGGUCCGGCAAUUUUGGGAACUACGCCGGGAUGGGAGGCAUGGGCGCAGGAGGCAUGGCCGCCAUCGAGGAGCUGCAGCGCGACUGCACGCACUACCAGCACGCGGUGCGCAACCUGAUGCGCGAGGUGGAGGUGCUGCGCGCGCAGCUGGCGGAGACAAUGACGCAGGACCGCGCGGUGGAGGUGGCGAUGGAGGCGCUGCGCGAGGAGCGCGACAAGCUCGUCGCGGAGGUGAAGCUGCUGCGCCAGCUGGUCGUCGCGGGGGGCGCGGGCGAGAACGGGUGCCUGGGGAUGGCCCCGCAUGACGGGGGAGGGGGAGCGGGGGGAGGAGGCGGGUUCGGAAGAGGCGCGGUGGGGCUGGGCGGGAUGAUCGGGGGGGGGCCCGGGGGAUUGGGCGCGGUGGCCGCGGCUGCGGCGGGGGUGGUGGGGGUGGACGGGCGGGAGGCGUUGGCGUGUGUUCUAAGCGACCUGGCGUUCCACAAGGGGUUGACGGAGAGUCUGGAGGCGCAGGUUGAGGAGCUGUCGGGCGCGAACGAGGACCUGCUGCGCGCGCUUCAGCAGGCGGAGGGGGACGUGGGGAAGUACCGUCGGGACGCGGAGGAGCUGUUCGAGGUGAGCGAGCAGCGCGACCGCGAGCUGAAACGGCUGCUGCGCGAGAUGGAGCAGGGGCGGACUGGCGGUAGCGCGGCUGGUGGUGGUGCCGCUGGUAGCGGGGCUGCUGCUGCAGGCGGGGUGAGCGGUGAGACGGUUGAUGCGGACGGACAUGGUGGCGGUGAUGGUAGUGGAGGAGGUGGUGGGGGUGACGGGGGAUCAAAGGCUGGUGAAACUGGAGCAAGUGCAGGAGGAGGUGGGGCAGGCGGAGGGGGAGCAAGGGCGGCGGCACUAGAAGGAGAGGUGAGGGCGCUCCAGGCGAAGCUAGCAGAGGUGGAGAGGGAGGCGCAGGAGCUGACAGCCGAGAGCCUGGAGCUGGCAGCGACGCUGACGCAGGCACAGCGAGAGGGCGAGGCAAAGGACGCUCGAGUGCGGCUGCUGGAAGCCAAGCUGGCUGCUCUUAGAGGGGAAAUGGCUGGGAGUGAAGCUGCUGAGGUGAUUGCCGCUGCUGCGGCUGCUGCUGCUGCUGCGGCGGCGGCGGCUGAAGCUGAGGCUGCUGCUGCUGGGGUGAAGCGGAGGGAGGGAGGGGAGGAGGGAGAGGGGGAGCGGGAAGGGAAGGAGGGCGGGGUGGAGGGAGCGAAGGAGAGGAUUGAGGAGCUGGAGAGAGAGGUGGAGAGGCUUAAGGGGGAGUUGGAGGCGGCGGAGGAGGAAGGGAAGAGGGUGAAGGGGAAUCUGAGGAGGGCGGAGGAGGCGAUUGCGGAGGCUGCGCGCGCGGGGAUACUGGGAGGGGACCUGCAGGCGCGGAACGCGCGCGUGAGGGAGCUGGAGGAGGAGGCGGAGGAGCUUCGGCGCGCGGCAGCCAUGGCUGCUGCUGCAGCGGCCGCGGCGGCGGCUGCUGCGGAAGGGGCUGCUGUGUCGGCAGCGGCGGGAGGCGAUGGCGACAGCGAGGGGCGAGGAGGGGAAGGGGGAGGGGGAGGGGGAGGGAUGGGAGGUGGGCUGGGCAAGAGGCAGCAGGAGGAGGUGGAUUUGCUACUGGCAGGAGUGCGGAAGGAGCUAGAGCAGCUGACAGUUGAAAAAGCAGAGGUGGAGAGGCAGCUCGCGAUGAGUGUCCGGCAGGUGAACGCGUGGCAGAGGCGGUGCGAGGAAGGCGAGGAGAGGCGGAGCGAGGCGGAGGAGAGGCUGAUGGAGGCGGUGGGGAGGAGGGAGAGGAGUGAGGAGAUGGUGGUGAAGCUGAGUGAGAGAGUGAGGGAGUUGGAGGAGAAGGUAGAGCAGGUGGAGGCGGCGAGGGGAGCAGCGGAGGCUGCGGCUGCUGCGGCGUCGGUGGCGGCUGCGGUGGCUGCGGAGGAGGCGGCUGCGGCGGAGGAGAAGAGGCUGGAGGCCGUCGCUGCUGCUGCUGCUGCCGCUGCUGCUGCUGCUGUUGCUGCUGCUUCUGCUGCGCCUGCGUUGCCGUCGCCACGCGGGGGCCGGGGAGGAGGGGCCGGGCGGGGACGGGGAGGAGGAGGGGGCGGAGGAGGAGGAGGAAGGGGCGUGGGAGGUGCUGGUUCUCAUGCCAUCGGCGGUGGUGGCGGUGGUGGUGGAGGCGGUGGCGGUGGUGGCGGAGCUAGUGGGAGACGGGCGGCGGAUUUUCGAGUGGAGGAGCUGGAGAUGCAGCUGUCGUCGCUGCGGGAGCUGCUGCAGGAGGCGACGAGCGUGAAGGUGAAGGCAGCGCGGGAGGCAGCAGCACGCGCCAAGGAGGUGGAACAGCUGACCACCGAGGUGGUGGUGCUGCGGCAGCGAGCAGAGCGCGCAGAGAGGGAGCUUAAGGGUCUGGAGGAGGAGAAGGCGGGGCGAGAGGCGAAGAUUUCGGAGCUUGGGAGAGAGGUUAUGGAGGCGAGGCUGAGGGUGAAGGGCGCGGAGGAGGAGGUGGGACGGGCGCGGGUGAUAGUUGGGGAGGCGGAGGGGAGAGCGGCGGAGGCGGAGAGGCGGUGUGGUGAGGCGGAGAAGGAGGCGCGGGAGGAGAGGGCUGCGACGGAGGCUGUUGUGGGACGGGUGGCGCAUUUGGAGGUGGUGAUGGGGCGGAUGGAGGAGGAGAGGGCGAAAGCUGUGGCUGAGAUGGUGCAGGCGGUGCGAGAAAGGGAGGAGAUGGAGGGACGGGUGAGGGAGAUGGAGGGGAGAGUGAGGGAGAUGGAGGGGAAAGUGAAGGAGAUGGAGGGGAAAGUGAGGGAGAUGGAGGAGCACGUGAGGGAAAUGGAGGAGACGGUGAAGGUGAAGGAAGGGAGAGUGAGGGAGAUGCAGGGGAAGGUGAGGGAGAUGGAGGAGAUGGUGAGGGCGAAGGAAGAGGCUGUGAGGGAGUUGGAGGGGAAGGUGAAGAAGUUGAGGGAGGAGGGCGAUGAGAGGGAGAGGAGGGUGGUGGGGUUGCAAGAGGAGGUGGGGAGGAAGGAGAAAGCAGUGGAGGAGACAGAGAAGAGAGUGAGGGAGGCGGCAGAGAGAGCGAGAGAAGCGGAGGAAAGAGGAGAGGAGCGAGCAGCGGCGUUGGAAGGGCUGGUGAGGGAGAAGGAGCAGAAAGUGCAGGAGACAGAAGAGAAGGUGGCUGCUUUGGAAGCAGAACUGGAAGAGGUGAGGGAGGAGGCAGACAGGGAGGUGGAGGAGAUGAAGGAGAUGGAAAGCCGGCUGUUUGAGCGGCUGGAGCUGCUGCUAUCGGAGAAAGAAGAGACGCUGGCGAGGGCGGUGCGGGCAGAAGAAAUGCUGGAGAACGAGCGAGCAGAGAAAGAGGCGGCAGUGGUGCGGCUACAGGGAGACCUGCUGAUGCUGAAGGAGCAGCUGGAGGUGGUGGCGCCGGCAGCGCUGCAGCAGCAGGAGCAGGACGAGCAGCAGAAGGCGGACCAGCUGCAGCGACUGCGGGAGCUCCAGGAGAAGCUGAGACAAGCAGAGGUCAAGGUUCAGCAUACAGAGGCUGGGUGGGCAGCCGAGGCGAAGGAGCUGGGGGGGAAGAUUGCGGGGUUGCAGGCGGAGAGAAACGCGUGGAAGGCGAAAGAGAUUGGGCUACUGGCGGAGCUGGAGGUGGCGAAGCAGGAGUCGGUGAGAGUGCAGGCGCUGGUGCAGGAGGUGCGGCGGGUUAGCGGGGAGAAGGCGGAGGUGGAGGCGCAGAUGCGGCAGCUGCAGUGUGUGAUUGAGGGGCUGGAGAGGGCCAAGGUGGCUCUGGAGGCGGAGAGAGGUGCUGCGCAGGCGCAGGCAGCGCUGCUGGGAGGGAAGGUGAAGGAGUGCGAGAGCCUCAAGGUGGAGUUGGCGCAGGUGAAGGCGGAGAAGGCGGGGGUGGAGGAGAGGAGGUUGGCGCUGGUGGCGAAGCUGGGGAGGAUAGAGGAGGGCAUGGAGCAGGUGGAGGAGCUGAGGGUGCGGAACGCGGUGCUCAAGGGGGAAGUGGAGGUGAUGAGCUCAAGGGUGGGGGAUAUGGAGAUGCUGAGAGCGGAGAAGGAGAGCUUGGAGAGGCAAGUGAGCGAGCUGCAGGCGCUCAUGUCGAGGCGGCAGGAGACUAGGCAGCCUGUGUUGGCAGCAACGGGUGGUGAGAAGGCGAUGUGUGGGAGCGUGGAAGCAGAGGUGGUUCAUGUCAGAGAGGGCAGUGGUGAGGCCUCGGAUGAGGUUGAUGGAGAGAGGAGCGGAAUAUCGGUGAAGGGGGACGGAAGUGAGGAGGCUUCUGCAGAGGAGUUGAAGAGCAGUGGGGAGGACGGAGAAGGAAGUGGUAUGGGGAGUGGUGGUGAUGCUGACGGAAAGAAACAGCAAGGAGGGGAGGAGGGGGGCGAAGUGGGGGCGCAAGGACUGUCAGAUGCAGAAGCAGCUGUUGGCAGAAGAUUGGCCGCUGCGGCAACUGGGGGUGCGGCGAGAGGUGGAGGUGGAGGUGGGAUCAGCAUGAGCAGGAGCUCCAGCACUUCUUCCAACAACGGCAGCAGCAGCAGUGGUGCUGCGGUUGUUGCCACACGACGAAAGGUUGUGAGGGACGCAUCUGACCCCCAUGCUCCAGGCCGAAAGGUGGUGAUUCGGCGGGUGGUGUCAUCCAGCGAUGCAUCGUCUGCUCCUGCCAAGGCAGCUUCUGGGGCAGCAGCAGAGAGCAGGGAGUCCGGUGCAAGCAGUGUGACUGGAGCCACCAAGCCCAGAGGCCGUCUCGUUCAACAGUCUGCAUCGUCACCAGCUGACAAUGGAGCAGAUCAGCCCACGGCCACGAGCACACCAACGGGGAAGGUGGUCCGGGUGGUGCGAACCCGCGGCGACGGACCGCCGAAUAAGAUCCGUCAGCCUGCUCCCGGCGCCUCGCGGAAAUAG